Molecule: messenger RNA, 2601 nt
Organism: Uloborus diversus
Lineage: Eukaryota; Metazoa; Arthropoda; Arachnida; Araneae; Uloboridae
Gene: Dhx15
Product: putative pre-mRNA-splicing factor ATP-dependent RNA helicase PRP1
Exons: 15
Coding region: 130-2439 (769 amino acids)
Cellular component (GO): spliceosomal complex; intracellular anatomical structure
Molecular function (GO): RNA helicase activity; RNA binding; ATP binding
Source: RefSeq, a predicted model, not a curated record
CACCAUUCACGGUGAAGAGAAGUAGCCGCAAGUACUUUUGUGUAUCAUUUAAAAUUAUUUUUCAUUUUACGAUUGAAUGUACGAACUGAAUUUUUAUUUCAUUAUAAACUAAUAGUGUGAAUAAAAAUCAUGUCUCGCAAGAAAACAAGAAUUGAUCUGGAAGAUACCCAUGUUGUCAGAAAGGACUAUGAUGCUUCAGUUAAGAAUAAAAGGAAUGACAUAGAUGAUUUUAAAAGAAAAUCCAAGGAGUUUGAUGAUUCAUCUCCUAAAAGAACAAGAGUGGAGAAUAAUGGAGAUGACGUGGAAAGAAAAAAAGACAAAGAAAAUUUCAACAAUCUUCCAUAUCUAGAAACUGCAAUAGUUCCAGCUGCUUCCACAGGAACUGUUAAAUCAAUCAACCAGUUUAAUGGUUUGCCUCACACUGCACACUAUUAUGAGCUCUUCAAGAAAAGGAUAACUUUGCCUGUAUGGGAAUAUAAGCCAAAAUUCUUUGAUAUGUUGAAAAAGAAUCAAAUUAUGGUACUUGUUGGUGAAACUGGUUCUGGAAAGACUACACAAAUUCCUCAGUGGUGUGUAGAAUUUUUGAGAGAAAGUGGUAUUAGAAGAGGUGUAGCCUGUACUCAACCCAGAAGAGUGGCUGCAAUGAGUGUAGCUGCUCGUGUAGCAGAGGAAAUGGAUGUCAUGCUUGGACAAGAAGUUGGCUACAGCAUUCGUUUUGAAGACUGUUCUUCUAUGAAAACAAUCCUAAAAUACAUGACAGAUGGUAUGUUGCUGAGAGAAGCAAUGAGUGACCCUCUGCUGGAAGCAUAUGGAGUUGUACUACUUGAUGAAGCCCAUGAGCGUACUCUUGCCACAGAUAUACUCAUGGGCGUUUUAAAGCAAGUAGUUUCCAGAAGAGCUGACAUGAAAAUUGUUGUUAUGAGUGCCACCCUUGAUGCUGGAAAAUUUCAAAAUUAUUUUGAUAAUGCUCCUUUAAUGACUGUUCCUGGAAGAACCCAUCCAGUUGAAAUUUUCUACACGCCAGAGCCUGAAAGGGAUUAUUUAGAAGCUGCUAUUAGAACAGUUAUUCAAAUUCAUAUGUGUGAAGAAACAGAGGGAGAUAUAUUAUUAUUUUUAACUGGUCAAGAGGAAAUUGAAGAAGCUUGCAAAAGAAUAAAAAGAGAGCUUGAUAACCUUGGUCCUGAUGUUGGUGACUUGAAGUGUAUUCCAUUGUAUUCAACAUUACCACCAAAUCUUCAGCAGAAAAUUUUUGAGGCUCCACCCCCAAAUAAGCCAAAUGGUGCAAUUGGUAGAAAAGUUGUUGUUUCAACAAAUAUUGCUGAAACAUCUCUGACCAUAGAUGGUGUUGUUUUUGUCAUAGAUCCCGGUUUUGCAAAACAAAAGGUAUAUAAUCCAAGAAUCAGGGUGGAAUCUUUAUUGGUAUCGCCCAUAAGUAAAGCUAGUGCUCAACAACGAGCUGGCCGUGCUGGUAGAACUCGUCCUGGAAAAUGCUUCAGGUUAUAUACUGAAAAAGCAUACAAAACAGAAAUGCAGGAUCAAACAUACCCGGAAAUAUUACGCUCAAAUCUUGGGACUGUUGUUUUGCAGUUGAAAAAACUUGGCAUUGAUGAUUUAGUUCACUUUGAUUUCAUGGAUCCACCUGCUCCUGAAACAUUGAUGAGAGCUUUAGAAUUGCUAAACUAUUUACAAAGUUUAAAUGACGAAGGUGAUAUCACAGAUCUUGGAGCAGUUAUGGCAGAAUUUCCCUUGGAUCCACAACUAGCUAAAAUGCUCAUUUCGUCAUGUGAUUAUAACUGUUCUAAUGAGAUUUUGUCUAUAACUGCCAUGUUAUCAGUUCCACAGUGCUUUGUGAGACCAAAUGAAGCCAAGAAAGCUGCAGAUGAUGCUAAGAUGAGAUUUGCGCACAUUGAUGGAGAUCACUUGACGCUACUCAAUGUAUACCAUGCCUUCAAGCAAAACCAUGAAGAUCCUCAAUGGUGCUAUGAUAACUUUGUCAACUACCGUUCUCUUAAAAGUGCGGAUAAUGUAAGACAACAAUUGUCCAGAAUCAUGGAUAGAUUCAGCUUGAAAAGGACUUCAACUGAAUUUAGCAGCAAAGAUUAUUAUAUAAAUAUAAGAAAAGCUUUAGUAGCUGGUUUCUUCAUGCAGGUUGCUCAUUUGGAACGAACCGGUCAUUAUUUAACUAUUAAAGAUAAUCAAGUAGUGCAACUUCAUCCCUCCACAUGCCUAGAUCAUAAACCAGAGUGGGUUGUCUACAAUGAGUUUGUGUUAACAACCAAAAAUUACAUCAGAACUGUGACAGACAUUAAGCCAGAAUGGUUACUCAAAAUUGCUCAUAAUUAUUAUGACAUCACUAACUUUCCUGCCUGUGAAGCAAAGAGACAACUUGAAUUUCUUGCGAACAAAAUGCAAUCUCGUCAGUACCAAGAAGGAUUUUAAAAAUUAUCAGCCAUUGCAUCUUCGCUGACAUUUUGCUUUGUAAAUUAUUUAUUGCCUUUAUGUGAUGUAACUGGGAUCAUUUUAUAUUUAAAAGAGCAUUUGUUAAAAUUAUUUCAUUUUUAUUUCACUUAUUCUACUGAAUAAAUGCAUUUUUGUACAGUU